UCCCGCCUCUCUACGGAGGCCGUGAGGAGGCUUGCAGUCACUCAGUCGUGGUGGGUCUCCACCCGAGAGUAUGGCGGCGGCAAGCGAAAAGGAGAGAGAAAGGGGCGAUUGAGGGCUUGAGUGAGGGAGGGUGAGAGACAGGCUGUUAUGGAAAGAAAGCAAGAUGAAAGGGAAGUACAGGGCAAGGAACGUCUUAGAUUAUGUCAGUUUACUUCCCUUUUAGUUUCUUUAGUUAAAUUGCAUCACUGUCAAAUAUAUAUUUUUUUAUUUUCACCAACUGUUGUAAGAUCAUGCAUGUAACUGUUUUUUCACACUCCCUGGAAGGCACAGUUUGAUUUUAUUUUCCCUGAAAUUCAAUUUUUUUUCUUUCGAAAUGACUUGUUAGGAGCUGCAGGCUGUUUACAGCCUCUUUUUCUUCUAUGCCGUUCAGACAUAACUGUUUACUGGAGUGCAUUAGUGCCGGUAUUUCCUUUAUCUUAGUUUUACUGUUUGUAUACCUGUUUGGAUUUGGAUCAGUAGAUGGACAGUCUGCAGUGCUGAGUUUGGACUGUUGGAACCGCUUCUUCUGGUGUUUCGUGUGAUCUCCGCUAGCCAGAAACGGCAAUGCGCGAAUACAAGGUGGUGGUGCUUGGGAGCGGUGGGGUGGGCAAGUCUGCAUUGACUGUGCAGUUUGUCACUGGCACUUUUAUUGAAAAGUAUGACCCAACUAUCGAGGAUUUCUAUCGCAAAGAGAUCGAAGUGGACUCCUCUCCUUCCGUCUUAGAGAUCCUGGAUACCGCUGGCACAGAACAGUUCGCUUCCAUGCGGGACCUGUACAUCAAGAACGGACAGGGCUUCAUCUUGGUGUACAGCCUUGUCAACCAGCAGAGCUUCCAGGACAUAAAGCCCAUGAGGGACCAGAUCAUCAGGGUCAAACGGUAUGAGAAGGUACCUGUAAUACUGGUUGGGAACAAAGUUGACUUGGAGAGCGAGCGAGAAGUGUCAUCAAGUGAAGGUAGAGCACUGGCUGAAGAAUGGGGUUGCCCCUUCAUGGAGACUUCUGCAAAAAGCAAAACCAUGGUGGAUGAACUCUUUGCUGAGAUUGUCAGACAGAUGAACUAUGCGUCACAGCCAGACAAGGACGAUCCAUGUUGUUCUGCAUGUAAUAUACAGUAGCAAAAAGCAGUUAAAGUGCUUAUAACUUCUGGAGUUUUAUUUCUUAGCUGGUGAAAUUAAAAACAUCUGCAUCACUGAUCUACUCUUUGGUAUACCAUGGGUGGGGGUCAGGUGUUAAACAGGAAAAUAAUUUUAGAGUGUGUAAGUCAGAUGUGCUCUAAGUUCCUGAUACAAGGUUUGUGGUUUUAAACAGCAAAUAAUGCAAGAUGUGUGAAGAUCUGGUCUGUUAUGGAUUCUUCUUGGCAUCUGUGCAUUACAGUUACUGGGUAGAGUAAAGGCAUGCCACCCCUGUAUGUGAUACUGCACUACUUUCUUCAUGGAAGUAGUUCAGUAGUGUAUGAAAUAGCAGUCAGAAUGGCUGUACAUUACCUAUGAGAUGAACAAAGCAGAGCCUUUGACUUCUGUAACCACUGGUUAUUAGAAAAUACAAGAAACAUACUUUUUUCAGACAGUUUUGCCAGCAAGAACAGAAGUAUACCCUUGGCGUUUUAUAAAAAAAAUGCCAGAAGUAGUUAGGCAGCAGCAGCAACAACACUGUAAGAGACGGAUAGCUGUCAGGUGCUGCAGAAGUACUGUGUUUGCAAACAGUCAUUUUGAAGCAGCAAAAUCUAUGCUGUUUUAUUUUUUUUUCCCAUAAUGCAGACAUGCCCACAAGCUUUGUAACUGGAUGACCUUCUGUCACUUCUGCUCUACCUUACAUUCAUAGAUACCUGAAACAUUGCUGCUGUUGUGUACACAUGAUGGAUAACCCAUUGUUUACAUAGCAGGAUACCUUUUUUUCCCCUACACAUGGUAGAAAGCUGAGACACUGAUGUCAUUUAGCCUUAUCAACAAGUGGCAUUUCAAUACUUUUGCCAGUGUCAUUGCAUCAGGAAAAUAAAGCCAUGAUUUUAUUAAAUUUUCUUUUCAUGAAUUUUUCCAGACAGUUAAGAAACCACAUUAAAGAGAAAUGUUUGCACAAGG
Molecule: messenger RNA, 2118 nt
Organism: Protopterus annectens (West African lungfish)
Lineage: Eukaryota; Metazoa; Chordata; Ceratodontiformes; Protopteridae
Gene: RAP2A
Product: RAP2A, member of RAS oncogene family
Exons: 2
Coding region: 604-1155 (183 amino acids)
Biological process (GO): Rap protein signal transduction; negative regulation of cell migration
Cellular component (GO): plasma membrane
Molecular function (GO): GTPase activity; GTP binding; GDP binding
Source: RefSeq, a predicted model, not a curated record